This is a messenger RNA of Nematostella vectensis (starlet sea anemone), 5789 nucleotides long. RefSeq lists its product as uncharacterized. Gene Ontology annotation, biological process: innate immune response; cell differentiation; protein phosphorylation. Gene Ontology annotation, cellular component: extrinsic component of cytoplasmic side of plasma membrane. The transcript has 17 exons. Gene Ontology annotation, molecular function: ATP binding; non-membrane spanning protein tyrosine kinase activity; signaling receptor binding. Bases 11 to 4912 code for a protein of 1633 amino acids. Lineage: Eukaryota; Metazoa; Cnidaria; Anthozoa; Actiniaria; Edwardsiidae. The record is from RefSeq and is a predicted model, not a curated record.
AGCAGAUGAAAUGGAGCGACAGCGCUUGGAAAAUGUUCUAUUCCAGAUCCUCCUUACAUUGGAAAAAGAACACAGAGCCAUUGAAAGCAAGGACAUUUAUAAUACGCUUACUACACUCGCAUGUAAUGACAUAGGAGAAACCGCGACACGACAUAUACUGCAUCUGCUAUUGGAAGAAGUGUCAAGAAAGGCUGACGACUUUAAAGGACUUCUCUCGGUUGAACAAGCUCUUAGAGGGUCGAUCCUGCGGGAGGGCGGGGGCUUGUUUGAUAAGGAAUCGCUUUCCAUGCAAGAACUUAGACUGGGGGUGUACAGUAGGGUCCUUGCGCUUCUGUUUGUAGAUCGCACACUGGGAAAUUUGACGCCUUUGGACGCUGAGAUUAGCAAGCUUCGUUAUAAACUUUUGGAAAUGUUGAAAAAUCAUCGAUACCAGAAGCACAAUAAGCUGCGGCACGCAAUGGAGUUCAUCAUAGAGGUAGCUGAAAGAACGUAUCCUGAUCCUAAAAGGAAAAAACGAGACGGUGGGAUAAAGCGAAAUCUCGUCGAAAUAUUAGAGCGGGCACAUGAAGCCAAAGAUGAUACUCUGAGUGAAAAUCUAACAAAACAGUUCAAGCCCUUGUUCAACAGCUGGUUUGAGCUUCAUUUGGUCGUCUUUGUUUUACAGUUAAAGGUCUACAGAAAACCAAAGAUAAUGUCGGUAUUGAAAAGCUUGAUAGACGAAUAUGUUGCAUAUGGCAAAAAAAAGAGACUUGCUAGAAGGGAGAUUGAGUGGCAAAACGGGCUCAUCUUUGGCAGCGUGCUUCUCGACAUUGCUUUCUACAACAAAGAUAUUACUGCUCGUUCACAAGCAAGCGCGUGUCUUGCCAAUUUCUACAAAAAUAGCAAAGAUAUGGAGAAAUGCGAAGGCGUGAAGAUUGCGAUCACAAGGUGCUGCAAAAGAGUGUUGUUUUCUCCUGACCAAUUAAGCCGAUGCUUGGUCGGGCCUCACAUCAACAACGUCAGCUCAGAGGACGAUGUUGAUUAUCUAAUGUGGCAGUACCGCAAGUUUGUCCCUCCAGGGAAUUAUGAGAUCCUUAGGAGAGAUGGCGCUAUCACAGUUUUCAGCGCGACAUUUCGAGACAAGCCAGUCAUCAUCAAGCUCUGCCAUGCUUCCUCGGAUCUCGACGGUGUAAAUUACAAGCGCAUGCGCGAUGAGGUUUAUGCAAUGUACCGGCUGAACUCUUCAACCAUGCUUCACCCGAACAUCCCGCGGGUCUUCGCGUACGACACGAAACAACUGCCCUAUCACGUGAUUUUGGAGAGGAUGCCGGAGGGGGACCUUCUUAGCUAUCUGGAAAACUCUAGGCGUGAUUUGCUUCCCAUGCUGCCCCAGUCCAUAUUGACCGGCAUGUGUCUGGACGUACUGAGAGCAGUGAAGUUCCUACAUCAGCUCGGACUGGUCCACCGGUCCAUAUGCCCCUCUAAUGUAAUGGUCGGGGAGGAUAACGUUUGCAUGCUGUCGGGUCUUGGCACAGUCCGGGAAUUGAAGAGUCAGGGUAAAGGUACAACGCCGGAGUACGUCUCUAAUAAAUCCACUCAAGUGCGACAUGGCGCCCCCGAAAGUCUAUUAGAUGGGCGCUUCUCAUGCGCGUCAGACAUGUGGAGCUAUGGCGUACUGAUGUACCAGGUGUUUACCCUAGGGGUGACCCCGUACAGUCGCGGUAAUGGAAGGGGCUGCGAUACGGACGAACAACUUAGACAAUAUGUCUUAAAAGGAGGAAAGCUUUUGUCAGAGGCCUGCAUUACCAAGCAAAUAGCUGCCCUAAUCGAGCGGUGUACAGAAUUUGACAGCCGCGAGAGACCCACUGCCGAGGAAGUGGAGAAUGAAUUGGAAGCUUACCAAAGUUAUAUAAGAUCAUCAGGCGAAGAUCACGCCCCUGAAAGUCCUCCACCUUUAAGAAAGCAGCUGAUUCCCAUUUGUAACUCUUCCUCCUCGACUCCAGUCGAUGAAAAUGAGCCAACAUUUCCAGAUGUCUUUGAACCGCCUUCUCCUGACUCUCUGACGAAGUCCAGGUGGCACGGGGAGAUCGUGAACAGGGAAGUCGUGAAUAAAGACAAGUUAGAAUGUCUUAGGAGCUUACAGCCGCUCCGCCAUGAAAACCUUGCUGAAAUUAAGUCAAUAUCUCCUCUAGGAAGUGAUUUUGAAGUGAUAACCGAGUACUUCAGAGAUGGGGAUUUACUACGCCAUGUGAGGGACGGCAAAUGUUCAUCUUUUGACUUAGUGAGCGCGCUUGCGCAAAUUGCCAUGGUGAUUCAGUACAUACACCAGAGCGACAUUGUCCACUGCAGCCUAAGACCAGAUAACAUCAUGGUGGCGCAGCAAGCGCCUCUCAAGGUGAAACUAACGCGCUUUGGGCGAAUAGAGGAAAUUAUUGUCACCUCCUACAUGAAAACAAGCGCGGAAGGGUUUGUUGUGAAACCUAUGCCCAUUGAUGAUUCGGCAUGGAGCGCGCCAGAGGUGAAAAACGAUAAUUACUAUUCACAAGCGGCUGAUGUGUACUCCUUCGGAAAGGUUGCCUUUGAGAUGUUCAAUACGCUAGACGAACAAGAGGCAUCGGCAGCCGCGGCCAUGGAUGACCAGACCAAGUCAUCGUUUGAGGGGAAUUAUCCAGUUCAACCGCAGAGUAUGCCAUGCUGGUUGUACAUCACACUCAAACAGUGUCUUCUGCAUUAUCCACGUGAAAGACCAACCUUCCUGCUCCUGGUCGACACCCUAACGAGCAGAAAGCCAUUUGAUUCCUGGAUGCUAAAGCAUUGGAAGAAGAUUCACAACGACGUUAAUGUUGAUUUUGAUGUCACCCAACCCGAGAAUGCUCCGCACGUUCUUCCCGAGGAAAAACAUCUCAACCACGCAGAAAUACGUAAAACCGUCACAGAUAGUCUUUACGCUCCUCACUGCUACGACUACCAGCUGGGACUUCUGCGUGAAACGACAGAAGAAGAAACGUAUGAGUAUAUUACAGAGAACGUGUAUGAAGAAUUUCCAAGUCAAGAAAUACAAGUUGAUGGAUUGCCAGCAUCGUCAAGAUCGCCCAAACAGGAUUUCAAAAAUUCACUACUCACCCUGAAAGGAAACCCACCACCACUACCCCCAAGACCACCCAUUCAUGGGUUGUUGGACACUAAGAGAAUGCUAUUACAACCACAAAGAGACCUACAAGGAGAUUUUUAUGGUUGCUCAUUUAUUUACGAAAAAGAUGGUAACGAAUCUGAUGAAGGCUCAGGAGAUGAUGAAACUCUUUGUGGAAUUGGCAGCAACCUAUACGAGCCAGUUUGUGAAUAUACUGCAAUGUUGCCCGAUCAUCAAUAUGUGCGCAAAUGUCAAGAUUUACUGUACGAAAAUAUAACCCAGCCAAGCCUGGCUACAUGUAUUAUACAUCAAGUGUCUCGACCAAUCCCUGCCAAGCGUCAAAUGCCUGAAUCAAACCCAACUGAGCGUCGAGUGUCUCCUCCAUUCCCUGCUGAACAUCGAAUUCCUCCACCGGACCCUGCUGAGCGUCGAGUGCCUCCUCCAUUCCCUGCUGAACGUCGAACUCCUGCACCGGACCCUGCUGAGCGUCGAGUGCCUCCUCCAUUCCCUGCUGAACGUCGAACUCCUGCACCGGACCCUGGUGAGCGUCAAAUAUCUUCUCCAUUCCCUGCUGAACGUCGAAUUCCUCCACUGGACCCUGCUAAGCGUCGAGUGUCUCCUCCAUUUCCUGCUGAACGUGGAACUCCUACACCGGACCCUGGUGAGCGUCGAGUGUCUCCUCUAUUCCCUGAUGAAUGUCAAAUGCCUCCACCGGACCCUGCUGAGCGUCGAGUGUCUCCUCCAUUCCCUGCUGAACAUCGAAUUCCUCCACCGGACCCUGCUGAGCGUCGAGUGCCUCCUCCAUUCCCUGCUGAACGUCGAACUACUGCACCGGACCCUGCUGAGCGUCGAGUGCCUCCUCCAUUCCCUGCUGAACGUCGAACUCCUGCACCGGACCCUGGUGAGCGUCAAAUAUCUUCUCCAUUCCCUGCUGAACGUCGAAUUCCUCCACUGGACCCUGCUAAGCGUCGAGUGUCUCCUCCAUUCCCUGCUGAACGUCGAACUCCUACACCGGACCCUGGUGAGCGUCGAGUGUCUCCUCUAUUCCCUGAUGAAUGUCAAAUGCCUCCACCGGACCCUGCUGAGCGUCGAGUGUCUCCUCCAUUCCCUGCUGAACGUCGAACUCCUACACCGGUUCCUGCUGAGCGUCGGGUGUCUCCUCCAUCCAGACUUCCUCCCCCAUCAUUACACAUACGUCCUUCAGACCGGCCCGGAAUGACAGCCACACCUCCUCCCCCACUACCAACCAGACGUCCAUCAUCCUGCUCCAGACCUGCUCCCCAGUUAUCAUACAGGCCUCCUGAUGUGACAGAUGUACUUUGUAGUAAUAGUCCCCGCCAUCAUCAGCCUCUUUAUGGAAGAGGUCAACACCAAGGCAGUUAUCAGCACGCUAGGCCAUUUACCCAUAUGGCAUCAAGUGGAGACCACUACAUACCAGGGAGAUCUGAAGAGAGAGUAUUCCAAGAUAUGAGCGGUGAUCAUACAUCAAGCGAAUGCUAUCAGCAAAGAUAUCACAACAUCUAUCAUUCAGAUCCACGCAUGAGUCUAUCGCACGACUUUUUGUGCGAUUAUCCCAUGGUCCAGCCUUACGACGUUAAUAAGGAGGGGUAUUGGCAUUUCGUCCGUCUCCACUCAGAUUGUACACAGUACACUAGGCGUCCAGGCGUCCAUCACUGCCGCUCGUGUGGUCACGAGGUGUACGAGAAUGUAGAAGAUCACUGCUCAAAGCAUGGACGAAGUUGUCGGCCUCUGUCGACACAUAUGUCAUGGAAGCCGAUUGCAUCAGAUAUUAGCCACGUGUAAUGGAAGCCCAAUGACAUUAUAGAUUAGCCACGUGUAAUGGAAGCCAUAUGACAACAUAAAUUAGCCACUUGUAAUGGAAGCCCAGUGACAUCAUAGAGUAGCCACUUGUAUUGGAAGCCCAGUGACAUCAUAGAUUAGUCACGUAUAAUGGAAACCCAGUUGCAUCAUAGAUGAACUACGUGUACAUGUUGUAAAGGAAGCCCAAUGCUGACAAUGGCAUCAAAGAUGACUCACCAGUGUUUUGUAUAGAGAUAAUGCUUCUUUGAAGAUAAGUAAAUACAUGUCAUAUACACCUGUUUCAAAAUCUUGUGUAGGUGCACAAUGCAAAUGGAAAUGCCAAAUGGCAGUUCUGAUAUCGACAAAUGCAUGGGACUCGUCAAAUUUCUAAUGAUGUCAGAGAAAUGUGCGAUCAUUUUUGUUCUUACAAAUAACCUCGCAAAGCCUCGGUCGAUACGCCAAAGCCUCAGAGUGUGAUAUUUCCCGGCAUGACCUCACUCUCGGUUAGUAAGUAGUUAGUAUUGUAUUGUAUACUGCAAUAACUAAAGGAUUUGCGUUAAAUGCUGGGUUAUUACAAGGGUUAUAUAUAACCUCGGAAUAUUGUCCGGUAAAUGCGAGUAUCCGCUAUAUAAGGUAUUCUAGUAAUAAUGUAUAGAUUAUUAAGCAUUUUUAGUGUAGCGUGUAUUUUCUUAUGGAUUUUCUUUUUUUUUCUACUAUUUGUAUCAAAAUUUUUAUACAUUUUUAUAUACCAGAACACUUGGAUAAGUAACCCAGAAAGUACUGUAAGUAUGUAAGGUUUUUUUUGUCUUGUUUCGCCGUUUUUUACUUUUAUCAUGUUUAUGAUAUCUGGUAGCAAUUAUUAAAUCUGAUAGCACAAUUA